Molecule: messenger RNA, 2550 nt
Organism: Cercopithifilaria johnstoni
Lineage: Eukaryota; Metazoa; Nematoda; Chromadorea; Rhabditida; Onchocercidae
Source: the annotation of a GenBank genome assembly
AUGGCAACAGUGGUAGAACUGACUAUUGAGAAAAUCGACGAGGUGAAAUCUCGGCUUGGCAGAUCAUUGGGAACGCCGAUGCGAUUGCGGGAUUUGAUACGUCAAGUACGAGCAGCUCGUACGAUGGCUGAGGAGCGGGCUGUAGUUGAUCGAGAAAGUGCAAACAUUAGAGAGACAUUUCGAGAUGAUGACAGUCCGUGGAAAUGCAGAAAUAUUGCAAAACUAUUGUAUAUACAUAUGCUAGGUUAUCCUGCUCAUUUUGGACAGAUGGAAUGUAUGAAAUUAGUUGCGCAACCAAGAUACACCGAUAAGCGCAUUGGCUAUUUGGGUGCAAUGUUAUUAUUGGACGAACGUUCAGAAGUUCAUCUUCUUGUCACUAAUUCUUUGAAAAAUGACUUGAAUGCUUCAACACAAUUCGUAACGGGCCUUGCUCUUUGCACAUUAGGCUCAAUUUGUUCGUCAGAGAUGUGUCGUGAUUUGGCUGGUGAAGUUGAAAGGCUAAUUAAAUCCAGUAAUACCUACAUUAAAAAGAAGGCAGCUUUGUGUGCCUUUCGAAUCGUAAAAAAAGUGCCUGAACUCAUGGAAAUGUUCAUUUCGUGCACAAAAUCAUUAAUCAACGAAAAGAAUCAUGGCGUGUUAAUUGGUGGAAUAACUUUGGUUACCGAAAUGUGUGAGAAAAGCCCUGACGUACUAAACCAUUUUAAGAAAAUGGUGCCGAAUUUAGUUCGUAUCUUGAAAAACCUUUUAAUGAGUGGCUAUUCACCGGAACAUGAUGUGACGGGUAUCAGUGAUCCUUUCUUACAGAUUAAAAUCUUGAAAUUACUGCGUAUUUUGGGACGCUAUGACGCGAAAGCGAGUGAGGAAAUGAACGAUAUCUUAGCACAGGUAGCUACAAAUACAGAGACGUCAAAAAACGUUGGUAAUGCUAUUUUGUAUGAAACGGUGUUGACAAUAAUGGAAAUACGGAGUGAAAGUGGCCUUCGUGUUCUUGCAAUUAAUAUUCUUGGAAGAUUUUUAUUAAGUCCAGAUAAGAAUAUUCGAUAUGUUGCAUUAAACACUUUGUUAAAAACAGUGUUCGUGGAUUAUAAUGCAGUUCAAAGGCAUCGUACAACAGUUGUUGAUUGUCUAAAGGAUCCAGAUGUAUCAAUUAGAAGACGUGCAAUGGACCUUUGUUUUGCGCUGAUUAAUCAGACAAAUAUAACAAACAUGACGAAAGAAAUAUUGAUAUUUUUGGAAACUGCCGAUCCUGAAUUUAAAGCAGAAUGUGCCUCAAAAAUGUACAUUGCCACUGAAAAAUAUUCACCCAAUUACGGUUGGCAUCUUGACACGAUGAUCAAAGUGUUGAAAUUGGCAGGUAAUUAUGUGCCCGACGAAGUAGUUUCAUGCAUGAUUCAGCUGAUUUCAUCACACACGGAACUACAGCAUUAUGCAGCCAUACAACUUUAUCGAGCCGCACAGGCUGAUAUUGUUAAUGCCCAGCCACUAUUACAAGUAGCGUUUUGGACGAUUGGCGAAUUUGGUGAUAUCAUACUUCAAUUGAAUGAUGAUGACGUACUGAAGGUGGAAGAAUCGAGCAUUAUCGAUGUCUUUGAACGUGUGCUACCAAGUAAUUUGACAAAUAUUAUAACCAAGUCAUAUGCGUUAACUGCUUUAGCAAAACUGGAUACAAGAUUUAACGAGACAAAUAAUCGGAUUCGUCAGAUGAUUGAGUCAAAUAAGGGACAUCUUCAUCUCGAACUUCAACAACGAUCAGUUGAAUUUUCUCGUUUGUUGAAUUAUGGGGAAUUGAAAUUUGGCGUUUUGGAAAGAAUGCCUAUUAUUACACACAACACAUUGAAUGCAGCUGCACAACCAAUUGAAAGAGAUACCUCAAUAAAUGAAGCUUUUACAACUGAGAGCAAAUCAGAAACCACUAAUUUGCUGGGGGAUCUUGAAGCGCCACCAUUAUUGGAAUCUUCAGAAAAAAUGAAAGUAGCCGAGCCUUCGGAUUUGCUUGAUUUAAUGAAUCUUGAAGCAAACAUUAAUGGUCUAAUACCUGCAGAAAUUGUGAACGGCACCAAAACGAUCGAUUUGAUGGACGGUUUGAUUAAUAAUUCUUCGACAAAUAAAAUAUUUUCAAAACCAGCAGCAUCAACAUUGAACGAUUUGGACCCUUUCGACUUAUUUUCAACGGAUGCACCCAAAAAAACUUCACAGCCUUCAACGAUGGCAAUUAAUACUAAUGGCAUCGAAGGUGUUCUUUAUGUCGAUAGUGCUUUCAAUGAGAAUAGUGUGGCAGCAUUGAGGCUUCUCGUCACUAAUAAUAAUCCUUUACCUGUUGAAGCUUUCAACUUUCAAGCAGCCGUUACCAAGGCGUUUCAAAUAGAGUUGUUACCUCCAUCUAGUUCAAACUUACCAGCCAAUCGACAGGGUACGAUCAUACAGAUGAUAAACAUUAGAAGGAUAUCAUCUUCCCAUCCAUUGAAAAUGCGGAUCAAGGCAUUUUAUAAUAUCGAUGGGCGACAGCAGUUAAUAGAAUGUCUGGUGCCAAAAAUUGAAGGAUUAAGCUAA